Motacilla alba alba is the source of this 795-nucleotide messenger RNA. It is a transcript of the gene DIO2, whose product is annotated as iodothyronine deiodinase 2. NCBI's taxonomy places the organism in Eukaryota, Metazoa, Chordata, Aves, Passeriformes, Motacillidae. Gene Ontology annotation, molecular function: thyroxine 5'-deiodinase activity. The record is from RefSeq and is a predicted model, not a curated record. The transcript has 2 exons.
AUGGGUCUGCUAAGUGUGGAUUUGUUGAUCACGCUUCAGAUCUUGCCGGUCUUUUUCUCCAAUUGCCUCUUUCUCGCGCUCUAUGACUCUGUGAUUCUCCUGAAGCACAUGGUUCUGUUUCUGAGCCGCUCCAAGUCUGGGCGCGGUGAGUGGCGGAGGAUGCUGACCUCGGAGGGGCUGCGCUGCGUCUGGAACAGCUUCCUCCUGGACGCCUACAAGCAGGUCAAACUGGGAGGAGAAGCCCCAAACUCCAGUGUAAUCCACAUAGCCAAGGGCAGCGAUGACAGCAGUGGCAGCUGGAAGAAUGUUGGUGGCAAGUGCGGAACCAAAUGCCACCUUCUGGAUUUUGCCAACUCAGAGCGGCCACUGGUGGUCAACUUUGGCUCAGCUACCUGACCACCGUUCACAAGCCAGCUGUCAGCCUUCAGCAAGCUGGUGGAGGAAUUCUCUGGUGUGGCUGACUUUCUGUUGGUCUACAUCGAUGAAGCUCAUCCAUCAGACGGCUGGGCUGCGCCUGGAAUCUCUCCCUCUUCAUUUGAAGUUAAGAAACACAAAAGCCAGGAAGAGAGAUGUGCAGCUGCUCACCAGCUCCUAGAGCACUUUUCCUUGCCACCUCAGUGCCAAGUGGUGGCUGACUGCAUGGACAACAAUGCCAAUGUGGCCUACGGGGUUUCAUUUGAGCGAGUAUGCAUUGUGCAGAGACAAAAAAUUGCCUACCUGGGGGGCAAAGGCCCCUUUUUCUACAACCUUCAAGAAGUCCGGCUUUGGCUGGAGAAAAACUUCAGCAAAAGAUGA